This is a messenger RNA of Hymenoscyphus albidus, 1178 nucleotides long. NCBI's taxonomy places the organism in Eukaryota, Fungi, Ascomycota, Leotiomycetes, Helotiales, Helotiaceae. The record is from the annotation of a GenBank genome assembly.
AAACAAACCACGAUUCAGAAAUGCGCUCCCCUGCCUUUACCCAUGUCACCCCGCAUUGCGAACGAUUGCGGGUCUCGAACAUUCAUUUUAGGUUGUUCUGCCGUGUUGAUCAAGCAAUCAAUCUGAUUCUUGACUAAUAACGGAAGAACGACAAAAUGAUAUGAACAGGAGAUGGUCACAGAAACUUUGAUGCCCUCAUAAAUACUUUCACUUUCUUUAAGUCUUCCACGCUCGUUGUUUGUCCUCGGCCAGGUCCUCAUCAAUCGCUUUGUAUAUCAAAAUUUCUGAACAUCUGCUGGUUCGGUUUCUGAUCUUUUAUUCUAUCGGCACCAUGUUCUUUUCUGCUGCUGCUCUUCUUCUCGCUGGAGGCGCUCUCGCUUCACCAGCCGCUCCACUUGAAGAACGACAGGCCAAUUGUCCAAAGGUUCACGUUUUCGGGGCAAGAGAAACUACCGCUCCAGCUGGCUUUGGAACAGCUGGAGUAGUUGUUGACCUCGUUCUUGGGGCAUUCCCAGGUGCAACCAAAGAGGCAAUCGUCUACCCAGCCUGUGGAGGCCAAGCCUCAUGUGGCAGCAAGGCAUAUGGCGAUUCGGCUCUCGCGGGUACUGCUGCGGUUGCCAAAGCUGUGAACGACUUCAACACUAAGUGCCCGACGACGCAGCUCGUUUUGGUUGGGUACUCACAGGUAUGUCAUGAAAAGUUCUUGGUAUAAGAAGGGGAACUGACUGUUGUGAAGGGAGGACAAAUUAUGGAUAAUGCGUACUGUGGGGGAGGAGAUACCAAUAUUGGGCUUUCCAGUACUGCUAUUCCUAUUCAAGCUUCGGCUGUCACCAUGAUCAAAGCUGCCAUUUUCAUGGGAGAUCCACGUUACAUUUCUGGACUCUCUUUUAACGUGGGGACUUGUACUGCCCAGGGCGUAAGUUAUCUAUAUUUUCUCGUUUCUUACCUUUUCUGACAUAUGUGUAGUUUGCUCCUCGUCCAGCUGGCUUCAAUUGUCCAUCGGGUGCCAACAUUCAAAGUUACUGUGAUAGCGCUGAUCCAUUUUGCUGUAAGGGAAAUGACCAAGCCACCCACCAAGGAUACGGAAAAGAGUACGGCCAACAAGCUUUGAAAUUCAUUCAGAGCAAGGUCACCGCAUAAGCUCCUUCAUGAAGCCCGACGGAUUUGUUGGAAAAGAA